AUGAACAAUUAAAUUUCGAAAGAAGGUGAUUAAGGCUUGUUAGAGUCAAUGGCAGAAGGUGACCCAUAAAAUGAGGAAUCAUCCUUCAUAUAACAAGAGCACUAAUAUAAUAGUCAUCAAUCAAUUAAAAAAAAUAAAAUUACUUGCAAUUCUGAAGAAGAUGUUAUAUCUAAAAUUUCUCACAUGCGAUUGAACCCGAUUAACAAAUCUAUCCAAAAACAGUCCAAAUCCAGAAGAGAUGGUGUUCAUACAUAGAAUCUUCAUAAUAGAAAAUCUGAUAUCUUUCAGUAUGUGGAAGAAAGCAAUUUUAAUUAUCCUUUAUAAUAUGAAGAAGGUGAAUUUAAUGUGAUUUAAACUGAUUGA
Molecule: messenger RNA, 363 nt
Organism: Paramecium tetraurelia
Lineage: Eukaryota; Ciliophora; Oligohymenophorea; Peniculida; Parameciidae
Exons: 1
Source: RefSeq, a predicted model, not a curated record